This is a messenger RNA of Plasmodium coatneyi, 5529 nucleotides long. RefSeq lists its product as uncharacterized. NCBI's taxonomy places the organism in Eukaryota, Apicomplexa, Aconoidasida, Haemosporida, Plasmodiidae. Bases 1 to 5529 code for a protein of 1842 amino acids. The transcript is spliced from 21 exons. The record is from RefSeq and is a predicted model, not a curated record.
AUGGAAAAAAGCAGCAGGCUGCACGGGCUCGAACUGCCCGCGUCAAUCGAAUUUGACAACUACGAGGGGGGGGUCAAAAUGACGAAAAGGUUAAGCAUAAAGAACACUACGAAAAAGUUAAUACGGUUUAGGUUCCUCUUCCAAAGUAGCGUAUAUUUUACUUACCCUCUGCAGGAGGUAGAAAGCAUCAGUGCGGGGUUAAACAAAAGUUACCCCAUAAUAUUCUUCAACCCUGUAAACGACUUCCAAACUGUGAGUGAAACGUUAAGUAUAGUGAUCGAAGACAAACAGAGGGACAAGAGAAUAGAGGUUCAGCUGAGAGCUACUCCUCUCAAAUGCGACGUCAUCCUACCCUCAGUGUUGCACUUUAAGGAUAUGGUAAUUAAGCAAAAGGGGAAAGAAGAACUAGUGAUAAAAAACCAAGGUGCACUAAAUGCAGUGGUCAAAUUGACACACAAAUACACAUCGAAGGAGAAAAAAGGAAAAAUUAAAUUGGAACCUUCGCAGUUUGUUUUAAAGGCUAACCAAAAACAAAAUGUGCAAAUUAUACUAUAUUCAGAUUUGCCUCAAAAAUUUCAAGAGUGGUUAUCUUGCUCUAUCAUUGAAGUGCCAAAGGAUCUGGAAGGAAAAAUAUUUCCACAAGGUCCUAAGGUGACAAAUGUAACUUCGAACAAUCCAUGUGAAGACAGUGCAGAGAAAGGGGUGAAUGACAUCAUCCAAAUGAUCAACCAGGAAGAUGUGCAAGUGCGUUUAAUAAAAAAAAGAAUCCAGUUAAACUGGGUUGCCGUGUUGCCCCAAAUUAUCAUUCUUUCUGAUCAAGACAAGCAGAUCUUUCAUCAAAGCGUGGUCAACUUUGGCGAAGUGGCCUUAGGACAGCGACUCACCAGAUCGAUAUAUUUACAUAACGUUACCAGUGCCCCCAUAACGGUGAAGGUGAAAAAGAAGGAGAAGAAAGAAAAUUCCAAGAAGAGCAACGUUUUCCACCUUUUAAAGGAAGAAUUCACAAUAAAGGAAGGUUCCAAAGAGGAAAUUGUUUUCCACAUCAACGGACAGAACCAAGUUAACCAAUACACAGAAAUGAUACAAUUCAAAGCAUGCACAGAUUAUUGUAUAGAAUUAUUCUUCAUUUGUGAAAUAAAAAAUGUGAAGUUACAUUUUACGAAGGUAGUCUACCUUUUGGAAAAUCUCAAAUUGGGAGACAGCGUGACGGAAAAAAUUACCAUCAGAAAUGAUGACGACACAGAUGUUCACGUCGAAAUUGUAAACCUUGGAUAUAUAUUUAGUGCUAAGAGCACCAAUUUUGUUGUAAAAAAAAAUUCAUACCACUUUGUAAAUCUUACAUACCAUUGUAUAUACCCCGUUAAUGUGUACAAGAGAUUAUAUUUUUUGGUUCAUUUGAAUAAGAAAAUUUUUUACGUUGAUAUUAUUUGCAACUAUUCUGUUAGCUACAAAAUGUGUCCUCUUUCAAUGCACCACGUAUUUAGAAGUAAGCACUUUAUCCAUGAUAAGCAGACCUUAUACAACUCAUACUAUGACAAGAAGGACUACAUCGAUAUUUGGGACUUUCCCCUCGAGUUUGACUCCUAUGAGGAUUCUACCUACGAGAUGAUAAAUGAGAUAGUACAGGCGGACGACGGUGACCUCUUCGUAGUCCCCCAACAAUUGGAAAUCCUAGAAUCGGAAGAAAAAGACAUCAUGAUAAUAAACAAAACUCCUGUGGAGUACACCUGCGUGUGGUCCAAUGCGGUGGACCAGGGGAGAGGACAACGCAGUAUCUUUCAUAUCCACCCUGCGGAGGCUCAGCUGCCACCGUUUGGGUGCCAGACGUUUAGAGUAAAAAAUGCAAAGGCGCUGAAGGAGAAAUAUACGAGGGAAGUGUACGAAUGCAUUGUCUUCCCCUCCAACAAUAGGGACUAUAGGAAGUGUAACAGCAAAACGUUGUUGCCCCCUCGGUUCUUAUAUGUCACUCUGUUUCAGUUCAAAAUAAAGUACCUAUGUGAGACAGAGAAUGUUCUGGACAGUCUAUGUGUCUACCCCAAACAUAUUUCCUUUUUGAAUAUUAUCGAAGAGGAAAACACCUACGCCGUUAUGAGGUUUGGGAAUAGUUCGGACAUCGCACAGCUGGUUGACUUCACUCCAUUCAAGGGCGAUGUGGAAUCGAUCAGAGUCACCCCGCUAGUGAACUACGUACCUAGUAGGGGCUCCCUAAACGUCCUUAUCUUUUACUCCCCCAAGAAAGCGCAGCUAACUGAGGGUGAAAUUAAACUGCACUAUUUAGUAAAUGGCAUUGAAAAGAAGCAUAUCUCCGUUUUCGUCUCGCAUGAGAUAAACAGCGUCUUGUUCAACGGGGGGGACCUCAACAUAAACCUACCUUGCAUAAGCACCGACACGGAGAGCUCCAAAAAAGUGGCUAUCGAAAACAUGACGGAGAGAAACGUCCUCUGCAUGCUAGUUAAGGAAGAUGCAGCCUCAAUUCUGGGCAUUCAUAUAAAGGGGAAUAAUUCCCCGUUGGAAGCGCAAAGUGCAGAGGAACACACACCCCAUAGGAACGACCAAGUGGAAGAAUUAAACACAUGGCAAUUGCAAAACGGGGAGGAAGAACAAAAUGAAGGAACUAGCUCACUUACAAAUGAAGAUAAAAAAUACACCUUUUACUUCUUCUGUUUAUUGCCCUUUGAAAAAAGGAACAUCUACAUCUGUGCCUGUUCCGAUUCUACGUUAAAGAAAUCGGUGCCCCUGCUCCUCUCCUACAUGCUGUACACAAAUGAGGAAGACAUGAGGAGCAAAUUUACCUUUAUAAAGAAGAACAUGAAGGACCACAUCAAACGGUGUAAACGGUUCCUUGUGCACGUGAAUAUAAUUAAGUGCGCCCUGACGCUGCACCCCAAAGUGGUUGAAAGCGAGCCGAUCAUAGUGGGCUCGAAGUUUAAUGCGAAGAUAAAGAUUCACAACGAAAACCCCGUUAAAGUAAAUUUUAAAACAAAGACUGAAAUUGUCCAAAUAGGCAGCAGGAAAAUAUUUGAUGAAGACGAAAUUAAAGAGGCAGACAGAAACGUUGUAGUGGAAAAAAGCGAAGACGUGAUUAAUUCCUUUUCGGGCAAAUAUGCCUACGUCUCUUUUAAAACCAUCCAACAGGGCCGUUUCGUCUACCGCUUUUGCGUCAUCGUGGGAGGUAAAAGGGACGAAGAAAAUGGAAAAGGGGAGAAAUGUCAAAAUGAUAUAAGUAGCAACAUAGGCAGAAGAUCGAAGGCGCCCCAGAACCACGUCGACAUUGUACUGAAAGUGGUGAUGCCCUAUUUCCAAAUUAUCGACAUAAAUGAUUUUAAAACUCCACAAUCCAUAUACUGGAAUAUGACUUCCGCGGAUCGGAUAAAUUCCUACUUAAAGGAAGACAUCUCAACAUUAGACACAGAAUACAAGAAAAGUCAAGGAAUGGAGAACAUGAAAAAGCUUUUCAACCAGUUUGACUACAUACCAUUUAAUAUUGGAAACAACACGUUCAACGAGGUGACAAGAGUAAACUUGGUUUUAUUUAACCCACUCAAUGUGCCACUGAAGGUUCAUAUAAAUAGCAUAAAGUCGUACGUUCUUCCUGUCUUACCGCCCUACGUCAAAAAUGAGGAGGAGCAGCUGGCCCACCUCCUCUACGUAGACAACACCUACCGCAACUUCAUGAGAUGCCUGGACUGCUGCGAAAUCACCCCCACCAAUUUUGAAAUAAAAGAAAAGGGCACAAAAACCAUCACCCUAUUUUAUAAACAUAAAUAUAUUGGGCUUCAUAAUAUGCCCCUGAUAAUUGACGUGGAAAAUGGAAAAGUGCUUCCCCUCAAUUUGACUUCCCUGACAUUUCCCCCCCAAGUGCCCCCUAUAUAUUUGAUGAACGUGAAGGACCUGAAUGAACACGUCUUGGGCCUGAAAAACGAGUGCAUCAUAAACAUUGACCUCCUAAAUGAUAGCGAGUUGGAUAUCCAUUACGCCGUAGAGCGGUGCAGCCAUUUGGUGGUUUUGAAUCCCAAGGGGGUUAUCAAAAGGCGCAAGUACAUUUCCCUCUUCAUUUUGGUUUCGAGACUUUCCCCCACUAUAAUUAGCGAAACGUUGAUACUGAGGCCGCACUUUAGGCACCUAAACAGGGAUAUAGAGCUAGACAAAGUCAUGAUAGAACUCACGCUAAACAGCACAUCCGAUAAUGUGUACAAGGAUGCUCACAAAACGAUCAACGUUUUCAACAACAAAUGCAUUGGUGACCUCCCUGGACAGGGUAUCAAGACCUUCUGCUCCAACUUCGUCCCCGCCUAUUCAUACAUACACGCUCAGAAUAAACUGUUUUAUGUCUCGCCAAGCUCGAUAAAUAUUCUCUAUGCCCCGACAAACUCCAUCGUCGAACGGAUUGUCAUAAUAAAAAAUUACUCAUCAUCCAGGGACCUAAAAUUUAAAAUACCUAACAAAAACACCCUGCCAGGAAACGUUUUAAAAAUAACCCCCAACAAAGGAGUUAUCAAAAGGGAGGGGCAUAUCAUCCUCAGGUUUACCUUCAUCCUGAGUGACAUAUUGUUAGACAUCGAGGGGAACAUUCAGAUAGAGUUCAAGUACUUACAAGACCAAGUGCCCUCGCAGGGGAAGAAUGAAGAGGACGGGUUCAGCAUUGGUGAUGUCUCAGAAGAGAAAAUUGAAGAGGUCUACGAAGAUACGAGGAACAAACAGGGGCGAAUAGAAGAGUCUAAUCCUUUGCAGAUUUCCAAAGCGAAGAAGGCAACAAAAUUCGAUGAUCUAACCUUCUCCCACGCGCAAAAAAUAUUUGAGAACAUCCAGCUGUUCAAAUACACCUAUGACAAUGUCAACAGCAGCAUGCUACAAAAGGCUGUGCGGCGCCUUUACGAAGAACUUUCCAAAGGAGAAAUCCCCAAAGAAUCUAUCAAAAAGGGGAUUAAAGACUUUCCCAAGUUUUAUUUUUACAUUCACGUGAAGUUAUUCACUUGCAAUUCUGAUGACGUGGCAAUGGCAAAGAAUAAUUUUGAGAAUUUGGUUAGAACUAAUAUUUACCCCCAGCACUUGUACUUUAAAAGAUACAUCAGUCUACCCAUUCCUCUGGAGGACAAAUCGAAAAGCUUCUUUAAAAGACACUACUUCGAUUUCGACAAACUGGAAAGGCCGAUGGGGAAGAAGAGCAAUCGAGAUGGGAAGGAGAACAGGAACCUCUCUCCGGAGGAAAUUGCGUGUUAUAAGAGGGACAUUUACGCGUGCAUGUUCACCGAAAUGUUCAAAAGCAUAAUCGAGAAAGAAAUCAGGAAUCACAUUGCCAUCCUUUCGGACAUCAACGCAUGCUCCAUUCAGACAAUUGAGAGCAUUCUCAGCGAGGACAUGAUUAACGCCAUGUCAAGAACGAACAAAACUGACGCCAACUCUCAAAUGAAGAGCGACUAUUCAUUUUUGAAGCCAGCAAUUUUAUCUCACUUCUUUUCGCAUAUUUUUUCGGAUAUCAUUGGAAGCCUUAUGGGUGAUGCGAGUUUGUUUGCCAAAAAUAUGGACUGA